AGGUCUUGGGGCAGAGGUAUAAAAACCAGGACAAGUCAGGACACUAUCACACAGUGUGCUAUACAUCACCAGGUGCUUACUUUCAUCAAAGCAGAGGACUUCUAACAGGUGUCAGAAGCCACGAUGUCGGGAAGAAGCUUUCAGGGACUGAAGGAACAGGCUGAAUCUGCAGCAAAAGAUGCUGCAAACAGCCUGGGACAGGCCACUCAGGAUUCAGUCAACCAGAUUACAGAUGCAAGCCAGAAAGCUAUUGACAAGGCUGCCAAGAUGGCACAAGACGGAGUAGAAAAAGCGACUGGACAAGCUGCAGAAGCAGUGUCUGGCUUUGGGAAAAAAUGUGGCUUUAAAAAAUGAUGCUGAUUUAAGUCAGCAGUAUUGCAUGUAUAAAUAUCUCUUUGGCUUGCAAUUCCCUCCUCCUUUGUGUAGAAAAAAAAUGAAAGCUGUUUGAUAUCUGGAUGAUUUCUCUCUCUUCAAAUACAAAAUUUUAAGAUGGAAGAUCCCUCUCAUCCUUCACAGAGGAAAAAAAUGUAUCCUUUAGCACAUCUGCUCACAAUCAUCAACAUGGCUCAAAGGGCUUCAGCAAUGCUGUUGCCCUGCUCUUACAACAGAACAAUUAUUGCCACAUUUGCUUGAGUGUAUUUACAAAGACACUGAAACUGUUCAUACUUCAGGACAGCAGA
Molecule: messenger RNA, 680 nt
Organism: Myiozetetes cayanensis
Lineage: Eukaryota; Metazoa; Chordata; Aves; Passeriformes; Tyrannidae
Gene: ADIRF
Product: adipogenesis regulatory factor
Exons: 3
Coding region: 124-354 (76 amino acids)
Biological process (GO): positive regulation of fat cell differentiation
Cellular component (GO): nucleus
Source: RefSeq, a predicted model, not a curated record